Messenger RNA from Eufriesea mexicana, 1246 nucleotides. RefSeq lists its product as uncharacterized. The transcript has 8 exons. The coding region runs from base 529 to 1191 and encodes 220 amino acids. The record is from RefSeq and is a predicted model, not a curated record. Lineage: Eukaryota; Metazoa; Arthropoda; Insecta; Hymenoptera; Apidae.
UGGCUAUGCCCGGUCAUAUCUGCUUCAAUCAGCUUGGUUUAUACGAUCUGUUUUUUAACAUUGAGUCUUGUCGUCAAUAAUCCGAGUUCUAUGGUUCAAUAAUUGACGAAUAUUGUAUCUGUGAAUAUUCAGAACUUGAAGAAAUCUUAAUUUGAGUGUUUAGAAGGAAUUGUAUUUAGAUAUCAUACGCGUUUCGUAUAUAAUGCUGAUCACGGUACGCGUGAUACGUACAGAUAGAUACGUAUAGAUAGGACCGAUCUGUGGAAUGGAUGCUUAAUAAGUUACAUUUCGCGUUGCUUAUAAUCACUUUUUUUGAACUCUUUUAUAACGUUUGUUUUUAGUUAUUAUUGCAGCGAUUGCCUUUGUACGUCAUCUGUAGAGCUUGAGACGCAUAUUUAUGAUGCUGUUUUCUUAAGGUCAUGACAACAAUUUGUUAUGUGCUUCCUAUAAACUAUAUUUGUGAUUAUUGUGGUUUUGGAUAAAUCAUUCAUUUCUUGGUCAGAACAUUAUAAAGAAUUUGCUACAAUUAUGGAAUCAAAUGACAGGAAAAAUGUUUACCUUACAAAAACGGGUGAUAAUUCUUUGAAUUCUGGAAUGAGAGACACAAUGAUUGUUGGUCAAACAAAUAUGACACCAGUUAAACAUGCAAUUAAAUUAUGGGUGUAUUUGUGGUUACUUAUUCAAUUAUCAGAAUGCGGUGAUCCUGUAAUGAAACCUGGAAAUGUGUCUAAUGUUUCAAAUAAUCAAGCAAAAUGGUCAAGUACUCAUGGUAAAAAUUUUAUAAUCAAUGCAGUUCCAGUGAAAAAUGAGAUUGUCCAUCUUGAAGAUGGAGCUCAUUGCAAUAAGAAAAUGUAUUAUUAUGAUAGACAUUAUACAGGUCAUGAAGAAACAGAGAGACCAGCACGUAGAGGAACAAAAAGAUACAGAGAUAAAGAUGCACCUAAAAGGGCAUUGUCUGCCUUUUUCUAUUUUUGCCAAGAAUUACGUGGGAAGAUGAGAGAAUUGCAUCCAGAAAUGGGAGUAGGUGAUAUCGCCAAAGAGCUGGGUAAAUUGUGGAUGAGUACAGAUCUUCAAACUAAAUCAAAGUAUAUGGCAAUAGCAGAAGAGGAUAGAGCAAGAUAUGAAAGAGAAAUUAUUGCAUACAAUAAAAGAGUAAAAAAUUAUGAUCCGGAAGAAGUUGGACCUGUAUAAGUUUUUGAAUCUAUUAAAAAGAAGGGACAGUAUACUUUGCCCUAAAUCAAGCACU